Messenger RNA from Polistes dominula (European paper wasp), 854 nucleotides. Its product is annotated as pleckstrin homology domain-containing family J member 1. The record is from RefSeq and is a predicted model, not a curated record. Gene Ontology annotation, cellular component: trans-Golgi network; early endosome; recycling endosome. Gene Ontology annotation, biological process: retrograde transport, endosome to Golgi; receptor recycling; endosome organization. NCBI's taxonomy places the organism in Eukaryota, Metazoa, Arthropoda, Insecta, Hymenoptera, Vespidae.
GUUCACUACCGUUGAUUCGAAUAUUGAAUGGUUAUACGCAUUAUAUAUAAUACUACUUUGUUGUUUGAGUCAUACUGCUCUGACAGUUUAUCAAAUAUAGUUUUAUCUCUAUAUGUAUACAUGUAGUAUAUUUAAAGUUAUUGACAUAACUAACGCCUUUGUUUAACAAUUAUAAUCCAAAUGAAAUUUAACGAAAAAGAACUCGCUGAAUUAAGUAAUGGCACCGCCGAUUUAGAAGGCCGCCUAAAUCAUAAGCGGGCACACAAGUCAGGAUCCAAAGAAAGAUGGUUCAAAUUAAAGUACAAUUUAUUAUUUUAUUUUAAUAUCAAUGAAAUAGGCCAAAUUGAUAACCGUCAAGCAGCUGGAGUUAUUGUUUUGGAAAAUUACAGUAUUAAUCAUGACAUGUUUGAAGGAGCAUUUGCAUUUAGUAUAUCUUUUCGUGAUGAGCACGAAAAGAGACAUAUCUUAAGUGGUCGCUCUGAAGAUCAGGUUGAACAAUGGGUUUCUGCUCUUAAACGAGCCAGUUAUGAAUAUUGGAGAUCUCAAUUAAUUUUACUUCAAGAAACGCUGUGUAAAAAAACAGGGAAAGAUCCUUUAUUAAUGCACCUUAGAAAUCAAGGUAUCAUUAGGGAUGAAGCUUGGGAACCUGCAUCCAGUUUUAGAUCACAUGUACAAUCUUUUACAACAUCAGUUGUGUAUACGCUAGCUAGACUAAAUCCAGUACAAAAAGAAGUUAAUUUAAUUGAAUUUUAAUUGAGAAUUCAAAUAAUUAUCUUUAAGGAUGAACUUGAAUAAGUAAAAUGACUGAUAAAAAUAUUCUAUACUCAGUCUCAGAUAGUUAAUUAUAUAUUUUA